Molecule: messenger RNA, 2766 nt
Organism: Sycon ciliatum
Lineage: Eukaryota; Metazoa; Porifera; Calcarea; Leucosolenida; Sycettidae
Product: protein farnesyltransferase subunit beta-like
Exons: 1
Coding region: 189-2006 (605 amino acids)
Biological process (GO): protein farnesylation
Cellular component (GO): protein farnesyltransferase complex
Molecular function (GO): protein farnesyltransferase activity
Source: RefSeq, a predicted model, not a curated record
GGCUUCAUCGUCCAUGCUUUCAUUGCAUUGCCAUUGCCAUUGGUCUUCUUCCAGAGCAUUGAGUGUACCAUAAUUUCCUGGUUGUUCUGCGUGUUAGAUAAUACGGCACCAGGGGCAAAUCAGAGAAUCCAUUCCCUCAUUGGCUCAAGGAUCUGCUAGAAUUGUGAGGAAGCUGUGUGAAGUAGACGAUGGCGCUCAUCAGCCACUUGUCGCUGGAUCAGCUUGCCUGUAAUGAUGAUUUGUGGCCCACGGACACAUCAGUGAGUCAAGAGGAAGUGGACAGUCUGGUGGCAGAGUGUUAUGACUGUUUCAAGCCUGGUUCCAGUCUUGCCAGUGGGGCACUCGAGCCCUACUACGACGAGACUCAAGCAGAAGCAGAAGCAACAUCAGGCUCUGCUGAGCCUAUGGCGGAUAUCGCCGAAGGCAUAGUGAAGAGCUGUGACGCAGCAGAUGAUGUAGAGGGCGUACAGGCCGUAAUUUCGGCUCAGCUGGACGAGGAAGGCUACGAGGCGACGGUGCUUCCAAACGACACGGAGAGUGACAGUGAUGACGGCAUACCCGUUAAGCCGUCAUCCGUGAGCGGGCUGGUGCUGGAUCGAGACCAGCAUUUGAAGUUCCUACGCAACGGUUUGCAUCAGCUGCCAACUGCGUUUCAACGACUUGAUGCCAAUCGACCGUGGCUGUGUUACUAUAUCGUUCACUCGCUGUGCUUGCUUGACGCCGAGCUCGAGGCUGAGGAAAAGUCUCACGUUGUGGAGUUCCUGAGGCAUUGUCAGUCGCCGAAUGGUGGAUUCGCUGGAGGUCCAGGGCAACUCAGUCACAUUGCCACCACGUACGCAGCUGUGCUCACCCUCGCGAGUCUCGGCACGAGGGAGGCGUACGAGGUCGUCGACCGUGCCGCGAUGCGCCGGUUUCUGCUCGCGCUCGCGUCGGAGAGCGGCGAGGUGCGCGUGCACGACGGAGGCGAAGCGGACGUGCGGGCCGCGUACUGCGCGUGCUCCGUCGCGCACAUCCUGAACCUUGACGUGUGGCGCGCCUACGGGAACGUGGCGUUCUGGCUGUCCGAGUGCCAGACGUACGAGGGCGGCUUCGGCGGGGUGCGCGGCGCGGAGGCGCACGGCGGGUACACGUACUGCGCGUUCGCCGCGCUAUGCCUGCUGCGCCACGCCACCGACUAUGCCGACCUGGAGGCCCUGGCGGCAUUUGUGUCGCGCCGGCAGAUGCGCCUCGAGGGCGGCUUCCAGGGGCGCACCAACAAGCUGGUGGACGCGUGCUACUCAUACUGGAUGGGCGCGCUGUUCCCGUUGCUGCGGCGUGCCCUCAUCCUCGCGGCAAGCACGGCAAACGAGGACGACGACGAGGAAGAUGUGGAUGUCGAACAGGACUUUGAGCUGCGCGCCGAGCUGCCAGCCGACGUGGCCGAGCCGUUGCUGUGUUGUCCGGCUAGCUUGCAGAGCUACCUUCUGACGUGCUGCCAGUACCCUGGCGGCGGCCUGGUGGACAAGCCGGGCAAGCGACCGGACUUCUAUCACACGUGCUACGCGCUCAGCGGUCUGAGCAUUGCGCAGAACUGCGCCGCAGCCGUGUACCAGCCGGCCGCUGGCGUCACCAUGACAACCAGUGAGGCAGCAGCACCAGCUGAGGUCGCAGCCUUAACAGCAGCAACUUCAACAGUCCAAACAACCAGUGAUGAUAGGCCGGGCAUGCGCAAUCAAGACGACAGCGCUGAACUAGCCGAGGAGGUGUGCGGCGUAACAGCGACGCUUGACGCCACGAGAAUAUCUGCACCGGAUCCGUCAUCGAGUGACUGUGCUGACGAUAGUUUGCCCGAGUCCUCGUGUGCCGAUGCCAAGGACGCACGCGGAGAUCAUGUGCCAUGCGAUGGCGGUGUUUUCGUCCUGGGUCAUGUGGACAAUCAGCUUGUCAGCGUCGACCCGCUGCUGAACAUCUGUACCGACAAGGCAGAACGUGCCCUGGCUUACUUUCGAUCCCAGGAAAAGCUGUGAGAACGUCUGCACUGCCCACUCAGUGUGCGCGCGCGUGUGCAUUGGCUUACGCUCGACGGCGCAGGGUAAGCUUUGCGUAACCCUGUCUAGACUUAGACUAUGAUGACGGUGUCGUCCCUCUCCAGAUUAAGUGUACAAGUGGUGCUGUGACUCGGUCAUGGUGCUGUUCCCAGGUUUGUGUGUCCCUUCCGUCCCACUUCGUAUCGACAUUGGCCAUUGGUGUAGUCCAAGAACAGAAUGGGACUUUUUUUGUGGACGCUUGACUUUGAGUAAUGGACAUGUCGAUAGGCUAGCCGAACUGCACAUAGGCCGUUCUUGAACCCUUCCUUGUGACUGAUGCUUUCACGAGCUCCAUUGCCAGUCUACCUUCGAAAGACUUGAGCGGGAAUCAAGUGAUCCCAGCCCCGUCCUCUUUUCAUCACACCGCAGUGUUUUAUAUCGGACUUGCAUUUCCCAGUAUAUUAUAUUCUUUUAGCCGACCUCAGGGCACACACUUGCCGGCUUGCCACAGCCUGGCCACAGUGGCAUCUGUGUCUCAUCUGUUAAGGUACUGCUUUUAAGAUUCUCUCGUUCCGGUUUCAAAAUAUUAAUGAUCUGCGGGCACGAGAGCCUUACGUACGUGCAGCUGCGCAUAAUUAGAAGCAUUGCUGCGGGCAGCGGUGUCAGUACAUCCACCCCCCACCCACCCCCUUUUAUAAAUGUAAAUGAUGAUUGUUAUUCAGUUUUCAAGAGUUUAUUGCCCUGCUUGGGCUCAUUGUGA